CAAUAAUUAUGACGCGGCUGGAUAUAAUUUUAUAAAUAUUUCUUUGCUCAAAACGGUAUUAGUUGCUUUAUUUGAUCGGGCAUCUAACAGUUAGCGGCGCUUUUCUUAAGAUGGCGGACACCAAAACCGAAGUCGUAUUAGAUUAUGAAGCCUUGAAACAUCUGGAUAUCGCAAAAGAUCAGCUCAAAAUGCUAAAGCAAAUAUUUGAUUCGUUCGAUUUGGAGAAGAAAGGCGAAAUUGGCGUGGAAAUGAUUGGGCAAAUCCUGGAUAUGUUGGGUCACCAACUCAACCCUGAAGAACUCGCUAAAAUUAUUAAAGAAAUUGAUGAAGAUGGCAACGGAGUGAUGAGUUUUGAGGAGUUUGCACAUCUGGCAGCUAGAUUCCUGGUGGAAGAAGAGGAAGAUGUAGAGGCCAUCUUAAGAGAAUUGAAAGAUGCUUUCCGGUUAUACGACAAAGAAGGUUUGGGCUACAUUACGGUUGAUUUGCUUAGAGACAUUCUGAAAGAGUUGGACGACAAACUCACCCCGGCAGAUCUAAAUGAAAUGAUUAAGGAAAUUGAUACUGAUAAUUCAGGAACUGUAGAUUGGGAAGAAUUUAAAGCCAUGAUGAUUGGUUGAAAGCUCGCAAACGACUCUCAGGAAAAUUAGGGUGCUGUCGCACUCUUCGUUUAAGUUAAUCAGAUGAACUAUAUUUUUUAAAUUCGAAAAUAAAUAUUUUUUGAUAUUCAA
Molecule: messenger RNA, 728 nt
Organism: Dendroctonus ponderosae (mountain pine beetle)
Lineage: Eukaryota; Metazoa; Arthropoda; Insecta; Coleoptera; Curculionidae
Product: troponin C, isoallergen Bla g 6.0101
Exons: 7
Coding region: 111-617 (168 amino acids)
Molecular function (GO): enzyme regulator activity; calcium ion binding
Source: RefSeq, a predicted model, not a curated record